Messenger RNA from Mytilus trossulus (common blue mussel), 405 nucleotides. RefSeq lists its product as uncharacterized. The record is from RefSeq and is a predicted model, not a curated record. Lineage: Eukaryota; Metazoa; Mollusca; Bivalvia; Mytilida; Mytilidae. The transcript is spliced from 2 exons. Bases 79 to 405 code for a protein of 108 amino acids.
UUCAAAAUUGUCAACACAUUUAUAAAUUUGCUAGACGUAUAUUCUAAUGUUAAAAAACACUGUGUAAAUUCUAGAAAAAUGGGUUGCAAACAAAGUCAUUAUGAGAUGAGUACAUUGCCAAUUAAAGUAAGUAAAAAGCAGGCAAGGAGUGCCUAUUUCGAAAAUGAAGAUAGAAAAAUGAAAGAAACACCAUUAGCAUGCGGGCCAGAUAUGAUACGUAAGAAAGAGAGAACAGAAGACACAUCGGAUAUUGAUACUCCCCAAAAUGAAAGUAAAAGCAUCCGAAGAAGUGGUUCCUGUACACCAGAUGAUGCAACCACGUUUAAGCAAUCAGUUGUAUCACAGACCCGACACAGCUGGCCAAUUUUAUCACAGGGAUUCGGACAGGUAUUUGAUAUAAUGUAA